AUGUUUCUAGUUCUUUUCCAAAUUCUUAACAAUUUUUGUUUUAUUGUAAGUUAGCCUAUCUCAAUUUUCAUUCUAUCCUCAUGAAAUUUCCAGAUAUAUCUUAUCAAUAUUUGUGGCGCAAAACCAACAACAGAAUGUCCAGUUCGAAAAGUCGGUGAUUCUGUUCGAGGAAAUGUAGACGAAGCCGCUGCAAACAGUACGAGAACUGCAAAAGUAUUGAAGAAAAAUGAUGAAAAAGAUGAGCGAAGCAAGAAAUCGAAAAAACAGAAAAAGACGAAAAAAGAGAAAAAUGAGGAAAAGACACAGAAAACACAUAAAACUGAAGUUGAAACACAGGCUUCUGUGAUGGCUGCUUCGGCGAAAGAAGUUAAAGUUAAUAUGAGACCAUCGACCACGGUUGUUCAGUGAGUUUUGGAAAUUCGGAAAAGUUUGAGAGCUACUUUUUUUGCAAUCAAAACGUUUUUAAAAAUGCUAAAAUUCUUGAAUUCCAUUUCAAAUUCCUAUUUAAAAAAAAAUUAAAAAAUUUAGAAGUUCACAACUUUUUUCCUGGAGCUUGAAAAUUUCGGAAAAAAACUCUAAAAAAACGUUUAAAAAUUUACUGUUUCAAAAACCUUUUUUUCUUUUUAAAGAAAAAGGAAAACUGAAUAUUUUAUGAGUUUAGCCCCGGGAUUUGAAAAAUAGCCACUUUUUUGAAUUUGAAAAUUCGUUAGCUGGAAGGUUCUAGAACUCUACAAAAAUUUAUAAAAAUUCACUGUUUUUUUCAGUUCAUUGCGAGCUCGUCCAAGCACUCAUACUCAAGUCCAAACUCAAGAAAGUCCACAGCAAUCAAAUUCAGCAAUGGCUCCAGUCAGCAAAAUUGCUUAUCCAAGUACAAUGGGAGCUCCUCCACUAAAUCAGGCUCAAUAA
Messenger RNA from Caenorhabditis angaria, 906 nucleotides. Lineage: Eukaryota; Metazoa; Nematoda; Chromadorea; Rhabditida; Rhabditidae. The record is from the annotation of a GenBank genome assembly.